UUCCAACUAAACUUUUACCAUUUCUCGACAGAAAGAGAGAGAAAGAUGCAUAAACCAAAAGGCGGUACCACUGCAAUUGUAGACGAUGAUGAACCAAAAAAUCGUUCUGGGAAAAGACCCAAAAUCAUCCAUAAUAUCAUACCAGAAGAUGAAGAUGAUGAAGAAGAUGAAGAUGAAGAUGAAGAUGAUGAUGAAGAUGAGAGAGAAAACUUAUUGUAUAAUAACUUCCAUUACUUCCCACCACCUAUACCUUCAUCAAUUGUUGUUUGUGAUGCGCUUGAAUUUGAUUUUCCAAUCAUUUAUGUCAAUACUUCCUUUGAAACCUUCACUGGUUACCGUGCCAAUGAAGUUCUUGGUCGCAACUGUCGUUUCUUACAGUACAGGGACCCUCAUGCUCAAAGAAGGCACCCUCUGGUGGAUCCCGUAGUCGUUUCUGAAAUGAGAAGAUGUCUUGAAGACGGAGUAGAGUUCCAAGGGGAGCUUCUCAAUUUCGGAAAGGAUGGUACUCCCUUGAUAAAUAGGAUGAGGCUUCAACCAAUAUAUGCUGAUGAUGGAACUGUCACUCAUGUCAUAGGCAUUCAGAUGUUUUCAGAAGCAAAAAUAAACCUUAACCAUGUGUCUUAUCCAGUUUUUAAACAGACAUAUGACCAGCAAAUCAAGUGUAUGGAUGAACAGUCCACAAAGGAUGCCGAAUUCUGUGGUAUCCUCCAACUUUCUGAUGAGGUCCUGGCUUAUAACAUAUUAUCACGUUUGACUUCGAGAGACGUAGCAUCAAUUGGGUCUGUUUGUAGAAGGAUAUACCAGUUAACAAAAAAUGAGCAUGUGAGAAAGAUGGUUUGUCAAAACCUAUGGGGAAGGGAAGUGACGUGUAAUUUGGAGCUAAUGACAAAAAACUUGGGGUGGGUUCGACUGGCAAGGGAACUCACAACUCUUGAGGCUGUUUCUUGGAGGAAGUUUACUGUAGGGGGAUCAGUUGAGCCAUCACGUUGUAAUUUCAGUGCCUGUGCAGCUGGAAAUCGCCUUGUUCUAUUUGGUGGUGAGGGUGUUGGAAUGCAGCCUAUGGAUGACACUUUUGUGCUCAACCUUGACUCAGAGCAUCCGGAGUGGCGCCGUGUGAGUGUUAAGUCAUCGCCUCCUGGACGAUGGGGUCACACACUUUCGUGCCUUAACGGGUCCUGGCUUAUUGUAUUUGGAGGGUGCGGGAGAGAAGGGUUACUGAAUGAUGUCUUCGUUCUAGACCUAGAUGCCAAGCAUCCUACUUGGACUGAAAUCUGCGGUGGGACUCCCCCGGUCCGCCGAUCUUGGCAUAGUUCAUGCACUGUAGACGGGUCUAAGUUGGUCGUAUCAGGGGGAUGCACAGAUUCCGGAGUACUCCUUAGUGACACAUACUUGCUUGACCUCACUACAGAUAGGCCAGUUUGGAGGGAGAUUCCUACUCUGUGGGCCCCACCUUCGAGGCUUGGUCACUCACUUUCCGUCUAUGGGAAGGAAAAAGUAUUCAUGUUUGGAGGAUUGGUGAAAAGUGGGCAGUUGAGGCUGCGAUCAGGUGAGGCCUAUACCAUCGACAUAGGGAACGAAAAGCCUCGAUGGAGGCAAUUGGAUUGUGGUGCACUUGCUGGAACGGGGAGCCAAGGAGGGGUAGUUGUCCCUCCUCCGAGGCUUGAUCAUGUUGCUGUGAGCAUGCCAUGUGGAAGGAUAAUCAUAUUUGGGGGUUCAAUUGCUGGUCUGCAUUCUCCUUCCCAGAUUUUUCUGUUAGAUCCUUCGGAGGAGAAGCCGUCAUGGAGGACUCUGAAUGUCCCCGGGCAGCCUCCUAAAUUUGCAUGGGGCCACAGCACCUGCGUCGUUGGUGGGACCCGAGUCUUGGUGUUGGGUGGGCAUACUGGUGAGGAGUGGAUACUGAAUGAGUUGCACGAGCUGUGUUUGGCUAGCAGUCAUGACUCUGACCUUUGAUUAUGUAAAUCCCUACAGGAACUUUUUGAUCCCUCAUGUUGCUUGAGGGAGUGAGGCACGGUUUCCCCCUGGUAUUGUGUUGGGAAAAAAUGUAUUUGCCCUAUGUAUCAAUGUAUUAUGUAUUGUGUAUUAUGUAAUAUGUAUUAUGUAUGUAUCUGUUUGCAAUUUAGUAUAUGAGUAUUAUGUUCAAUCCCCUAAGGGGCCUUGUCUGCAAACUAGGGCCGGGUUGACCUGAGUGAGGUUCCGGUCUAGUUAGGGUAAUUUCUCCUUAUCUUAAAAAAAGAAGGAAAAAAAAAUCCCUGGUUGUUGAUGUAUUAAUGCAUUGAGAAGUUUGUUUGACACCGUAGGAAGUAUAUUUUUGUCCUUGUAACCGAGUCUGAUAUGCAUUGGUUUCCAUGUCUUCUUUUUUGGUUAAUACAGAUUAUUUAAACUAA
Molecule: messenger RNA, 2384 nt
Organism: Beta vulgaris subsp. vulgaris (sugar beet)
Lineage: Eukaryota; Viridiplantae; Streptophyta; Magnoliopsida; Caryophyllales; Amaranthaceae
Product: adagio protein 3
Exons: 2
Coding region: 46-1950 (634 amino acids)
Biological process (GO): circadian rhythm; response to blue light
Cellular component (GO): cytosol; SCF ubiquitin ligase complex; nucleus
Molecular function (GO): protein binding
Source: RefSeq, a predicted model, not a curated record